Chionomys nivalis (European snow vole) is the source of this 2257-nucleotide messenger RNA. RefSeq names its product family with sequence similarity 167 member A (gene Fam167a). Bases 1 to 648 code for a protein of 215 amino acids. The transcript has 2 exons. Lineage: Eukaryota; Metazoa; Chordata; Mammalia; Rodentia; Cricetidae. The record is from RefSeq and is a predicted model, not a curated record.
AUGUCUGUGCCACGGAUUCAAGUGGAAGAAGUGGGUGAGAAAGACAGGCUGGCAGGAGCAGCCGCACCUCCCGAUGACCACCUACUCAGCCUGAAGGCCCUCACCGAGAAACUGAGGCUAGAGACCCGAAGACCUUCCUACCUGGAAUGGCAGGCCAGGCUAGAGGAGCAGACGUGGCCUUUCCCAAAGUCAGCUGCCCCACAAGAGACAAGCUUGGAACAGGGAGCCUGUGGAGAUGGAGUGCCGUCAGUCCCUCUGAGGGAAUCCAGAGAGCUGCUCCCACCUCCCAGGAGUGCCAGCCGGGGUGACAGACCUCUGACCACAGGCAAGCUGGAAGGCUUCCGGAGUAUCGAUGAAGCCAUAACCUGGGUCAGAAAGGAACUGGCAGAGAUGCGGCUCCAGGACCAGCAGCUGGCCAGGCAGCUCAUGCGCCUCCGUGGAGACAUCAACAAGCUGAAGAUUGAGCAGACCUGCCGCCUGCACAGGAGGAUGCUCAAUGACGCUGCCUACGAGCUGGAGGAGCGCGAUGAGCUGUCCGACCUCUUCUGCGACUCCCCCCUGGCAUCCUCCUUCAGCCUUUCCACACCGCUCAAGCUCAUUGGUGUCACCAAAAUGAACAUCAACUCCAGAAGGUUCUCUCUCUGCUGAGAAGCCUUGGGAUGGAAGCGGGGGACCAGAGCUAAGGGCUUGGGGCGGGGGCUCAGACCAAGUUACUCGAAGCCCGUCUCCCUGUGGCCAUGCUGGGGAACGGAAGGCCCCCCGGGGCUUCAGCCUUGCAUACAUGGAUCUUCACAUUCAAUCCCUGAAGAGUCUACAGACACUAUGUAAGACAGGGGUCUCAGAGAGAUCCCUGUGGCCUGCUCCCCUCUGUGGCCUAAAAUAAUUGGUGCUAUGAUAUUGAAUCCCAAAGGGGUCACCCCCACACACACACACACACACACAACACACACAAAGCUUGUUCUUACAGAAAGCUCUCCUCUUAGGAAGCGGGGAGGAUUAAAUGUGUAAGGCACUCUCAUCUUUCAUAUACUGUUGCCACCCUCCCAGUCCUAGCUCUAAUUGCUCCUAAGUAGGUGACUCAGCAGCCUGGACAGGGAUGUGCUACGACAAGAAAACUUAGAGGAAUAACGAGGUGGCACGUGGGAAUGCAGGCUUCUCUGUGAUGGCCGCCAGCAUUCCUGGGAGGGAGCUCCGCCCUGUGACUUUGAACUACAGCCUUAAUGCUAUAAGGCCAUGCUAUUUCCAGCUUGCUCCAUGACACAUGGCGCAUGUACCUUGGAUAGCUUUCGUAGGGGAACCCAGACACCCUGCUGUCCACGCUAGCUCCAGUUACAACCACUUCAGUUAUUUCUCUGCCACUCACAACCCCAGGGGAGCACCUAGCAGUCUGCUAGUGACUAAACCAGGCAGAUAGGAAACAGAUUUCCCCCAAGUAAAUUCUAACGUGCGGGGCAUGACAGAGGCCUUCCUGGUGGGACCUGAUGGUGUCACCCACAAUACCUUAUCCUCAGCACCAAAGACCCCAGGGAGUCCAGAAGCCCGCCCCUAGCCUCUCUUCAAGACUGUGCCUGACCUAAACAAUGAAUUUUAAUUGACCAUGACUGUUAACUAAAGUGUUGCUAACUCGUUAAUACCUGUCUGAUUCUUGUCCAAAUUGUGAGCCAGUUGAGUAAGCCAAGCAAGUUUGGGGUUUAGUUUUGAGAGCUUUUUUCCCCCUUAGGAGAAACCUGGAGAUCAGCAAAAUGUUAAGUUGAUUGGUUCAGGGAAGACCUGAUACAGCACAUCUGGCCACAUGUAAUCCUGUUGACACAAGUUUCUCAGACAUUGGGUAUGUCUAGUGAGGCCAGCUCAUUAGCAGAGGGGCCAAAGGGAAGCCAGGAAUGAGAACAGCUUCCCUCAAGUCACCUGGCUGCUUAGUAGCUGUAGAAUACUAAGGUGUGAAAUUACUGUGAGUCAGGCCUAGACGGAUCUCCUGUCAAUGAACUUAAACUUCCAAGAGAUGGUCCUGAUGUUCUGCCAAACCCAUAAGUUGCCAGCUUCUCUCUCCCUCCCUUUCAGGCCCCACCCAUUCUCCCCACUUUGCAAUCCGAAGUCUUGCGGGGAGGGGGAAAAGCAUGACGCCCAGAUGGUGGACCUUCGACACUUCCCAUCAGUCAUAGUCCUGUAGUCUACACUGACUGCUCUCUGUGUAUAAUGUCUGUUCUCCCUGGAAUCCCAAUUGGCUGUGUUCACACACACCACAACACACCCAGGGAGA